UACGCCUGACAAGGAACCGAGCGAUGAUAAACACUUCUCCGGAUUUUCCGAAACGUGUCAUGUAACUUCCUCUUGUCUACCGAGAAGGAAAAAAAAAAAAAAAAAAAAGCUUCCUAUUUCCCUCCCGGCCAGUCUUACAGUUUCAGCCCUCCAUGCAGCAGGUCAUCAGCGUGUGGGUUCGAGACCCACGCAUCCAAAAGAAUGACUUUUGGCACGCCUACAUGGACUAUGAAAUUUGUUUACAUACGGACAGCGUGUUCUUCACCAAGAAGAUCUCACGAGUGCGAAGGCGGUUCAGAGAGUUUGUGUGGCUCCGACAAAGGCUGCGAGCCAACUCCAUGCUGAUGACGCAACUACCGCAGCUGCCCCCGAAGAACCCCUUCUUCAGCCUGAACAAUGCCCAGCAGAUCUCUGAGCGCAUGGCGGGACUCCAGAGCUUCUUGGAACAGACCCUCCAGAGUCCCCUGCUGCUGUCCGACAGCUGCCUGCACCUUUUCCUGCAGUCGCAGCUCAGCAUAGCCAAGAUGGAGGCCUGCGCCGCGGGAAGGACCCGCUACUCCGUGGCCCAGGCGGUGCAGUGCUGCGGCAUCAGGAGGUUUCUAUCCCGAGAGGCCCUGCAGAAGGACCAGAGCGUGUCCGGGGACUCGGAUUCGGACAGCUGUGAAUGCAAAGAUCCCGAGUGGCAGAUUCAAGAAAACGUCGCGCUAAACAAAGCUUCAGAUGAUCACGUGGGAACUGAGCAGGAGCAAAGCAUCUGCUCUUCUUCAUGACGACAUCAUCAUCAUCAUCACAAGUGGAAAUAUUGGGAGUUGACCUUCCUGCAUUUUCAAAUGUUCGCCCUGUGCCCUUUUUUUAACCUGAUACCGUUUUUUUGUCAUUAUGGACAUUUUUAAUAUGUUGUUAUUACGCUGAAUAAUAAUCAGCCCCCGUAUUCAAUCUCGUUUACUCUGGUAGAAACGUCGUUCCAGAAGGUGGCAGUGUUGAAACAUCCAUCUGUUUUGUGUUUAUACCGACAGCAUGCUGCACGUUAUCUAUAUUUACUGUCUUUCAUAAAUCGCAUAUCAUAGUCAGCCAUCGGGCUGACUUCCAGAUAUGUCAACACGCGUCUCUCAGCGACUGCUUUUAUUAAUAAGGUGUGACGAGCCUGUCAUGUGCACCGAGCUAAGUUGGUGCAGAAUUUUUAGACAUGGGGAGGGGGCAGUUGUGUCACUGUGGACCGGCCCCUGUCUUCGAGGGCGGGGGGACACGGGUGGGGGUGGGGGACAGGCAGGCAUCGCUGUCCCUCUAGAAUUUGCAUAAGCACCUCGUCCCUCUCCAUAUAGUGUACUCUCUGCAUACAGUAAGUAAUAUUUCAUGCCUAGGCGCUCCUACAGUGAGCGUCGACGUUCUCAUGCAGAGGUAACGAAGCUCGGGCGACAUAUCUGCACAGCUAAUGAGAUAAGCGCUGCGCUCAUUAUAGAUUCAGAGCAGGAAGAGACAAAGAAUGAUGGAAGAAACGGGAAAGGAGGGGGGGGGGCAGGGGCUGGGGGUGGUCAUCACCUUAGAGCACGGCGGGUGGAACAACAGCCUUUACAACUUCAAUUAAACGAAGGAUGUGUGAAGAUGAGAGGAUGGAAAAUCUGCUUGUGCACGUCCACUAAGGUUUUUUUUUUUUUUUUAAUGUGAGAAGAAUAUGAUAUAUGUUUGAAAUAUGUACUCUGCACACUCGUGAACUGACACAUGCAAGUGAUGUAAAGACAAAAUAUGUCUGUGUGAGUACGUUUCCCCAAACCUUUAAGUGAGUUAUCCUGUUCUUGAUGCUUGUAGAUAAGGAUUUGUCACAUUUAAUGUGUCCAUCGUAUUGGUAAAUACAUAAAUUAAAAUAGUAGUUUGA
Molecule: messenger RNA, 1873 nt
Organism: Syngnathoides biaculeatus (alligator pipefish)
Lineage: Eukaryota; Metazoa; Chordata; Actinopteri; Syngnathiformes; Syngnathidae
Gene: snx10b
Product: sorting nexin 10b
Exons: 5
Coding region: 153-770 (205 amino acids)
Biological process (GO): intracellular protein transport
Molecular function (GO): phosphatidylinositol binding
Source: RefSeq, a predicted model, not a curated record